AUGAAGAUCCUCUUCCUCUGUACUGCACACAACUCGCUCUCACAGCGCCUGUACUUGGCGCUCUCCCGCACCCACGAUGUCAGCAUCGAGUUCGCAUUAUUUGACGAGCUCAUGGUCACUGCUGUCGCUCUCUUCGGCCCAGAUCUCAUCAUCUGUCCCUUCUUGACGACUCUGGUUCCAAAGGAGAUCUACGAGGAAUACUUGACGUUGAUCAUACAUCCUGGACCACCUGGUGAUGCAGGACCGAGUGCUCUUGACUGGGUACUUAUGGGAGAUGAUGGAGCCACGGAUGACCCAGAGGAGCUACUGAGGAAGCUCGACAUGGAAACUUCUUGCUCGCCAGGACGCACUCACUGGGGUAUCACCGUCCUACAGGCUAUCGAGCAGUUCGACGCGGGUCCGGUCUGGGCGUUCGAACAGUUCGAGCUUGACAUUGAUCAAGCCGGGCUCACCAAGUCGGAACUCUAUCGAGGACCCAUCACGCAGUCGGCAGUCACUGCUACACUCGCAGCCAUCUCACGCAUUCAAGCCGUCGGCAGUAUCCAGCCCAAGAACGGUCCAUCUCACUCGCAACACUUCGCUCCUACUUUGAAAGCCGAAGCAGACUAUAGCCGUCUAUCUGUCACCAGCAACAGACCAUUCCAAGGUGGCAAGCUUCACCACCGUCCGCUGCUCAAAGCUGCUCACAGGCAAUUCGACGUUACCCGGCACACUGCGCAGCAGAUCUCUCGAUGCAUCCGCAGCGGAGACUCCCAGCCUGGUGUGCUGACCAAGGUCUUCGGCAUCAACCUCUACGUUUACGGCGGUGUGCUUGACGACAAUGCUGACGGCCGUCUUCCAACUACGAUUGGCAAGAUGCCUUUGCCCAUUCUGGGUUUCCGCAACGAAGCGGUUUGCUUAUCGACCAGUGAUGGGAAAGGAGUCUGGAUUACUCACGUCCGCCGUCUGAAGGCCAAAGCCGACAAAGCUUUGUGGCCUAAGGUGUCGGCCACCUUUGGCUUGCUGGACCUUGGCCUCAUUACUGCUCAGGAUAUUACUGCACUGCACUGGCCACUUGCUAUGGACUGGAAGCUCUCCGCCGCAAGAACAUUCCAGGAAGUCUGGGUGGAGUGGUCUGUUGAUGACAAGCUCAACAAGACUGCCUAUUUGUACUUUGACUUCUACAAUGGCGCCAUGUCGACUGAGCAGUGCUCUCACCUCAUCGACGCCAUGGACUUCAUCGUGGCCGAGUCGACUGAACAGAGUUCGGUACAGGCUGUCGUCCUGAUGGGUGGCUCGUACUUCAGCAAUGGCAUCGCUCUCAACGUUAUCGAAGCUGCUCAGGAUCCGGCCAUGGAGUCUUGGCUCAACAUCAAUCGCAUUGACGAUGCGGUGCACUACCUCCUGCACGACUUUCCCUCUCGAAGCAUCGUCACCGUCGCAGCCAUCAGAGGCAACGCCGCAGCUGGCGGCGUCGCACUCGCAACAGCCUGUGACAUCGUCGUCGCUGGCUCAAGCGUAGUCCUCAACCCAGCCUAUCGCGCCGUAGGCCUCUACGGCUCCGAGUACCACACCCUAUCCUACUACGGCCGCUGCGGCAAAAUCAACGCAACCAAGAUCCUAACCUCCAUGACCCCCCUCAGCCCACUCCAAGCCCAAUCCAUCGGCCUCGUCGACUACGUCUUCCCAGGCACCGGCACAAUGCUCGAAGACUACAUCAAAACCCACAUCGACUACCUCCUCAAACCAGGUAUCUUCACGCGCGGCAUGUGGAAGAAGAACAUAGACCUCUCCCCAGCAGCACUAGCCCGCGCCCGAGCAAACGAGCUCGGGGAGAUGUCGCUCGACUUCUGGAGCGCUCGCUCAGCUCGCUACCACAGCCGUCGCUUCGACUUUGUUCGUAAGGUCAAGUCCACCAAGACUCCGCUCCGCUUUGCGAUUCACCGCAGAAUGUUCGACGACACCCGCAAAGACGAGGAAGAGACCGAGGACUUUGACAGCGUCGAACGUUUCCAGCAACUCGCGCAAGAAAAGCUCAUCGCAGACUUGCGGAACAAACUGGCGAACGAUGUUGGCGAGGCUAUUGCGUACCGGGACGAGAGAGCGAGGCGGGACUCUAUCAGACUUGACAGGAAGAUUGAGACGGUGUUUUCGUGUUAUUACAAGCCGACUCUUGAGGACGUUCCUACGCCGCCAGAGUCGCCGUUGUCGCCGAUUGAGACGUUUGAUAGGUUUUCGUUCAUGUAG
Fulvia fulva is the source of this 2226-nucleotide messenger RNA. RefSeq names its product Hydrogenase maturation factor HoxX. Gene Ontology annotation, molecular function: catalytic activity. The transcript is spliced from 2 exons. Bases 1 to 2226 code for a protein of 741 amino acids. Lineage: Eukaryota; Fungi; Ascomycota; Dothideomycetes; Mycosphaerellales; Mycosphaerellaceae. The record is from RefSeq and is a predicted model, not a curated record. Gene Ontology annotation, biological process: biosynthetic process.